AUGCUUCGACAUGAUAUCAGAUUCGCUCACAAAAAUUACGGAAGGCAAGGAAGCGAAUUUGUCAUCGAACAUCCACAAUUGCAUAUUUUUCGAAUGCUUUACUCAACUCCUUUGGUGACUUUUGUGGCAUAUCUACUUAACUUGUCAGAAUGGGAUGAAUCUAGUCUCUACAUUGUCUUCGUUAUCCUUUUAUGUCUAUUUGUUAUUAAAUUAUACCGAAAAGUCCUCACAGAGUCUGUGUUGUUCCUCACUGCAAUGGGUGUCCAAAUUGAGACCAGAUUUUUGCUGGGAUAUUGUACAACCAGAUUUAUUGAUAUGGCCAACAUCAAAGAUAUUGUCAUUUUAGAAGCUGUUAAUAUGCAUCACAUAAUUUUUUACCUGGCUCUGCUUCUACAAAAAAAAGAGAAACAACUAACUGGAGUUCUUCCUCUCUUCACUCAUUCAUGGCCAAAGUUGUCUAUUCUGCAAACCCUGUGCGAGACUGUUCAUAACAAAUUCCCCAACCUCGGCUGA
This is a messenger RNA of Acanthosepion pharaonis, 513 nucleotides long. Lineage: Eukaryota; Metazoa; Mollusca; Cephalopoda; Sepiida; Sepiidae. The record is from the annotation of a GenBank genome assembly.